GCCAAGUCUGCGACUGAAUCUCCGCUCCGUCUCUUUUUACGGGUAACUUUAGAGAAGACGUCGGAAAAUGCUUUUCUGCUCAGUGUUUCUGCCGUGCACCGACUCUUCGCCGGGAGCUGCCAAAGCUGUGCUUAACGCAAGCUGAGAGAAGCUAGCAAACGAAGAAAGAGAACCAUUUGAUGGAAGAAAAGAAAAAGAAAAAACAAGAAGAAAAGACUAAGAAGGACGUUGCACAGAAAAAGGCUGCUGAUCAGAAACCCAAAGUGCCAGAGCCUGCUCCCUCUAAGCCCAGUCCCGGCCCACCCCAUCACCUCCACCCUGCCAGCCCCACGCUGCCCCUCUCCUCCUCCUCCUCCUCUUCUUCUUCUUCUUCUGGCAAUGGCAAGCGUGCCUCCUCCAGUAGCCAGCUCCCGACUCAGACUCCCUCUCAGCAGCAGUGCCAGUUGUCUUCUGCCAGUGCUCGCUACCCGCCCAGAGAGGUGCCCCCGCGCUUCCGCCAGCAGGAGCACAAGCAGCUACUGAAGAGAGGCCAGCCACUGCCUGCAGGAGCCCUCAGUGCUCUCACCCUCUCUUCCUCUUCUUCCUCCUCUCCACCCUCAUCAUCUUACUCUUCUUCUGCGGCUACUAGCAACACUGCCCCAAACUCUGCCACGUCCACUGCAGGCAAACGCCACACAGACAUAUCUCCUCAGCGUGUCCCUGGUGCCCAGUAUGAGUCCUCUCACUGGAGCAGCUCUUUGCCAGUUGACAUCUCUACCAGUGCCAACACCUGGGAUAAAGUGAUUACUGACGGAGAAACUUGGCCAACUGUUAGCCACAGCAGUGGUCCCAAUCAGCCUGCAGAACCAGAAUGCCCCUUGGGUUCAGUCAGCUCUAGCUCAGACACCAGUGCUGUCACUACCACUAGUAGUUGUUUUCUGAGUAUGGCCACAGGUGCCGCAGGCCAGCAGGCCCACUACCCCUCUCUCAAAAGUAACAGUAACAUGAUGACAGGCUCUGGAUCAGCCAACACAAUAGGUGGUAGUAGAAGUUGGGGUUCAGAUGGGAAACAAGAUGUAGGAAUGCCUAACAACUGGGGCACUCCUAAUUUUAACUUAAACCUCAAUCCUAAUGCCAACCCAUCGGCCUGGCCUGUUCUGGGCCAUGAGGGUGGUGGAGGUGGCAUUGGCCCAAAUGGGGUGUCAAAGCCCUCUUCACUUCCACCAGGUAUUAAUGGCAAUGUAAAUAUGGCAAAUGGAUGCCUGGGAGCUGCAGGCAAUGGUAGUGGAGGCUGGGUUGGCAUGAUAAAUGCUAAUGAAAAUGAUCAACCGCACCCAUCAACCAAGACAAGCUUGUCGUUCAAUAUGGAACCUACUAACCUUAACACAGAUGGACCAAACCACACCAAACAACAACAGCAGCAAGCUCAGGAGCCUAUGAGCCCUAUCCAUGGGAUAACUGGCUGGGGAGGCCAGUCACCCACUGAAUCAUCCCAGCUUAAUGGGGACACAACAGGCAGCUCUGUAUGGGGUAGUGGAGAAACCAAGGCGCCUGACUCCCCCAAAGACUCAGGCUGGGACUCAACUCCCUCCGGAGGCCCUUCUGCCUGGGGCCGCCAAGGCAGUGCUGGUGGGAGUAAUGGAAGUGGUGGCUGGGGUGACUGGGGUAAAUCCUCAACCGGUGGAGAAGCAUCCAAAGGCUGGGACUCUGUAGAUACUGGUACUGGCCAAGACCAGCAACUUAGCUCAUGGGGCCAGCAGCCUGGAACAGCCCCAGCAAGUGAGGGAAGUGGUGACAGCAGCGAAGGUCAUUCUCACCACAGAGACAGGUCCUCCAGCAUGGAUUUUACCCCUCUGCUACCUCGGCAAGACUUGGAUCCGAGGGUGCUAAGCAACUCGGGGUGGGGACAAACACCCAUCCGGCAGCACACUGUAUGGGAAAUGGAAGAAGCCAACUCUGAUGAUGGAAAGAGCAACAGUAGCUCAGACACAAUAGGAGUCUCCAGCUCUAAUGGUGGUCCUUUAACCACUAAUGGAGGUACCAUCAGCCCUAACAUUUGCCCAAGUCAGCGACCUGGGUCUGGAGGCAAAAUUGAGGGAUCAUCAUCCUCUGGCUGGGGAGCUCCUCCACCUCAGCCAGUUCAGAGCGGACCAGGAUGGGGAGAAGCUACACAGCCACUCAACAAAGCCUCUAAUGGCACUACAAGUGGUUGGGGUGAUCCUUUGCCUGCCAGUGGUCCUAAAAGCGGAGGUAACUCAUCCUGGGGUUCUGAGGACAAGUCAACUAGCUGGGAUGAUGGCUUAACAAAAAGCCAAUCUACUGGCUGGGGAGAGAGCCCCAAAGGCUCACGUGGCUGGGGCAAUGGUAAUGGAGGCUCCAGCGGCUCCAGCACAGGUGACUGGGGAGAGCCAGAGGUUAAGAACAAUGUGUCCUCCAGUAGUAUGUGGGAAGGAGAAGGAAGCAAUGGAGGAAGUAGUGGAUGGAAGGAAAGAGGAGGAAAUGGAGGAGGAGGAUGGGCUAAGACCACUCCUACGGUGAAAAAUAGCAGCUGGGGGGAAACACCACGUACCAGUGGCCCUGUGCAGGGAGGCUGGGGCUCAUCCAAGCCUCAAGAAAGCAGCAGCAGCAGCACCGGCAGUGGAGGAGGUGGAAGCAUUGGCUCUUGGGGUGGUCCUGGUUCUGUGAAGCAAAACACCUCUAACUGGGGUAGUGCCAACAAACAGGACCAGGGCAUGGAACCCACCGGCUGGGAGGAGCCUUCCCCCCCUUCUAUUCGCAGGAAGAUGGAGAUUGAUGAUGGAACAUCUACUUGGGGCGAUCCCAACACCUAUAAGAAGACUGUCAACAUGUGGGAUCGUAACAAUCUCAGCAGUAACCCUGCAAACAAUGGCCCACCACCCAGUAAAAAUGGUGGAAUUAUUAUGCCAAACAAUAACAACAACAAUCACUCUGUCGGCCCUGGCAACAACAAUCACCAUCAUACUCAUCACAUGCACAACCACACCCAUCAUGGCCAAGCCCCAACACACCUGCAACAUCAUGGAAACAACAAUGGGUCACCCAACAAUGGCGCGUCUCAUCCAGCUGCAGGCCCUCAGGGUAGACCCCCUCUCGCCAACCCAGGCUGGGGGGAGCUUCCCAAUGUUCAUCCCAAGUCAGAGCCUGCCUGGGGUGAGCCAGCAGCUCCAACAUCAACUGUGGACAAUGGCACCUCUGCCUGGGGCAAGCCACAAGGAGUAGGAGGAUGGGGGGGCAGUGGCCACGAGCCCUCUGGACCCUAUGGAAGGGCCAAUGGAGCCUCAGGUUCUGCACCUUGCAAACCAGGCCCCAAACCUAUGCAAGAUGGAUGGGGAAAUGGAGGCGAGGAAAUAUCUAUGUCUACUGGCCAAUGGGACGCUGACGAUGGGGACAUGUGGAAUAGCCCCACCUCACAGGAGAGCAGCUCCUCGUGCAACUCUUGGGGAAAUGGACCCAAGAAGGGCCCAAGCAAGGGGAAGAUGGGCAAUAAACCAGAUGAAACCUGGAUCAUGAACCGUCUAAUCAAACAGCUAACUGACAUGGGCUUCCCAAGAGACCCUGCUGAGGAGGCUUUAAAGAGCAACAACAUGAAUCUUGACCAGGCCAUGACCGCCCUGUUGGAGAAGAAGACAGACCUGGACAAACGGGGCAUGUGUAUGUCUGAUUACAGCAAUGGCAUGAACAAGCCCCUCAUGUGUCGGCCCUCUGCACUCUCUAAAGACCCCUCCGACCGCACCGCCUUUCUUGACAAGGAUGGUGUUCUUUCAGAUGACGCCCCCCCAUCACCGUUUCUGCCUUCCCCCAGCCUGAAGCUCCCCCUGGCCAACAGUAGCCUUCCUGGGCAGGGUCUGGGACAGGGCAGCCCGGGGCUAGCCAUGCAAAACUUGAACAACAGACAGAUACCCAGUGGAAUGUUUGGCGGUAGUGGAGCAGCACAAACCCGGGCCAUGCAGCAGCAGCCUCCUCAGCCACCAGUGCCACCUCUCAGCUCCUCCCAGCCUAGUCUACGUGCUCAAGUGCCUCAGUUUCUCUCCCCUCAGGUCCAAGCACAGCUCUUGCAAUUCGCAGCAAAAAACAUCGGUCUGAAUCCUGCACUUUUAACUUCACCAAUAAACCCUCAACAAAUGACCCUGUUGUACCAACUUCAGCAAUUGCAAAUGGCGUACCAGCGUUUACAAAUCCAGCAGCAGAUGAUGCAGGCUCAACGCAAUGUUUCUGGCCCCAUUAGACAACAAGAGCAGCAAGUUGCACGUACAAUCACCAACAUGCAGCAGCAAAUCCAGCAGCACCAACGACAGCUGUACCAAGCGUUGCUGAUGAAGCAGCAGCAGCUUCCCUCCCAUUCCUCGUCCUCGUCCUCCUCUUCCGCUGGUCUGCAUCCCCCUGGUGGCCCUGCCGGAGGCCCUGGCUCCAGCAAAUCAACCCUGGACCCCUUCACUGGCCCACAUCAGUCUUCGGGCCUUGCCGACACACUGCACACCAAAGAGUCACCAUCUUCACCCAACGCCUACAGCACCUACCCUCUCUCUGGACUGAAUCCAAACAUGAAUGUAAACUGCAUGGAUGUUGGGGGCCUGUCCCUAAAGGAACCCCCUCAGCCUCAGUCCCGCCUGUCCCAGUGGACACACUCCAACUCCAUGGACAACCUCUCUGGCAACUCCUCAAACAUGGAGAACAACCUCAAUAAGCACGGUGCCAUAUCUGCUUCCUCUACACUGGUCCCCCCAGGAAAGCCCCCUCAGAUGGAUGACUCCUACAGCCCUUACAAUCUAAUGUCCAGCUCUGAGUCCCCUACCAGCCCCUUAGUCACCGCAGACAGCUGGGGCCAGGGCAAGAGCCCCAGUGAAAAGAUCUCCAACGGGACCAACAUUAACUGGCCCCCUGAGUUUUGCCCCGGUGUGCCGUGGAAAGGCCUUCAGAACAUCGACCCAGAAAAUGACCCUAACAUGACCCCUGGCAGUGUCCCCAGCGGUCCCACCAUCAACACCAACAUCCACGAUGUCAACCGAUACUUGCUGCGCGAUAGGAAUGGAGGAAAGCUGUCUGACAUGAAGUCCACCUGGUCCCCGGGGCCCAUCUCCCAGAGCCAAGCCUCUUUGUCUCAUGAGCUGUGGAAAGUCCCUCAAGGGCCACGUAGCACCACAGCUCCCUCUCGACCCCCACCAGGACUCACCAAUACCAAGCCGUCCUCCACCUGGGGCGGAAACUCACUGGGCCUGGCCCAGGGCUGGAGCGGCUCCUACACCUCUGAAGGAACCACAUGGAGUACUGACAGCUCCAACAGAACCAGCAGCUGGCUGGUGUUGAGAAAUCUCACCCCACAAAUUGAUGGUUCGACUCUGCGGACCCUGUGCAUGCAGCACGGCCCUCUGAUCACAUUCCAUCUCAACCUGACACAGGGCAACGCCGUGGUGCGCUACAGCUCCAAGGACGAGGCCGCCAAAGCCCAGAAGUCUCUGCACAUGUGUGUGCUCGGAAACACCACUAUCCUGGCAGAGUUUGCCGGUGAAGAGGAGGUGAACCGCUUCUUUGCACAAGGCCAGUCGCUGGGGGCGAACACCACUAGCUGGCAGGCCAACCCCGGAACCAAUCAGAACCGCAUGGGUGGGGCAGCGCAGUCCCACUCCAUCGGCCAGUGGAGCAGCGGCGGCGGCGGCAAAGCCAACGGAGGCGACCUGCUGUGGGGCGGCGUGCCCCAGUACUCCAGCCUGUGGGGGCCGCCGAGCGGGGAGGACGCCCGCGUGAUCGGAAGCCCCACCCCCAUCAACACCCUGCUGCCUGGAGAUCUGCUGAGUGGGGAGUCCAUGUAAGACGAUGCCACGAUACACUAACCAGCCAUCUCACCGCCACCAAGUCAUGUAAGCCAUCAGCGGUGGGUGGGGGGGGGAAAGAAAGCAUACAAAACAAACUAAAUAAAAAUAAAUUCAGUAUGAACAGGAGCAAAACCCAAGCAAAUCAUGUGGUGAUAAUCAGUAUCAAUUUGAACUGUUUUGAACUGUGAAUUGUGAAUCAGAAGGCGGGGGUCCCUACACACAGACUGAAGACUCCAGUCCUUCUCUUUCACUCGUGUCCUUUUCUUUGUUUACGUCUUUUGGAAGAAAACUAUUUUUUUUCCUUUUUGGUAUUUUCAAAUGCAUCAUAAAACAAACUGAGAGACACAACGCAAAGAAACCUUUUUUUUAUGUAUUUUUCUUUUUUUUUCAUAAGUAUACAUGACAUUCUGUGUGAAGUGUUUUUAGGAGAAGCAAUCAAAAGCUUUCCUUUUCCCUUCGAAACAAGAAAACAUCCCAAAAUAAGACUUAAAAUGACCAUUCCCAGCAUGCCCAUGGCCAAUGAUGUGGUUCAACGACCUUUAUUGGUUAUGUUAAUGUUUGUUUCUCAGCACUAAUAUUAGCCUUAAGUGCUCUCUGGCCCAGGUCCUUCCCAAGCCGCCUUUUUUAGUUUUGUAACUAAAGAAAUAGCUGAAAUCUUGCACAGUUUCACCUCUGAGCCAGCAAGUGGUACAGGACACGACUGGUGACCACGCCUGUCACUGGGCUGUAAGAAGGCCUGGCCACGUGACUGGCCCUACCAAUCAUCAGCUUAAUUAUUUUAACACAGCUGAUCAAUGUUCUUUGUGGGUUUUGGAUCCUAACUCGUCUUUUGAUACCUGUCGUAACAUAUAAGCUGAGAGAAGAUUAUUUGCCGGCCUCUCUUUGUCUCCACUAUGUAAUUGAGGCGGCACCAAAUCGUUGAGGUCUGAAAGGCCAGAUCCUACGGGUCGCUUUCAGCUUGAAACCCAGUCGCCUGCUGGUGCUUGGCUGGAUUUCCUGUUGCUCGCUCUGUGGAACCCAGUGGUCAGUAUGGUCGGCCCAUUUCGGGAGGAAAAAAAGAGAACACAAUUUCACCUUCAUGUGACAGUAACAUUGUGCAAUAUACGCCAUAGAUCUUUCUUCCGUCCAUACUCGAUGUCCACCGUAGCUGGAUUCUCUUUUAUUAGUUUUUUUGUUGUUGUUGUUGCUGAUUGCAGCAAAAGACUUUGGAACUUCACAGACUUUACCCCUUUUCAACAACCUGGAUUCCUUCCAGGCCACCUAUCCCCCCUGAAACUGUUGGGAAAAACACUGCAAAGAGGAAGAGGCAGCAGUUGUAACUGUGCAUGCAGCAAACUAAAGACUGAAGAGUGAAACUGGGCACACAGCAAUGCACACUUCCUCUCUGCACGCCACAGCCACACCCAACAGAGACUGAAUCCACAGCGGGGCCGGACGGCUCUGGGUAUCUGGCACAAUACCAAAUAAGAGGGGUUUCUCCUAAUGCAGUAGACCUACGAGUGUUCCUUGCGUUUGGUACUGUACAAACAGAAGAGACUAAGACUUUUAUAAAUUCAAAGGGUUUUAUCAUAGCACUUAAGAAGAGCAAAUCACUUCAACUGCAAUCCAGUAAAUCAAAUAAGGAGCAGCAAAUAACACUGAAAAAAAACAACGGAAAAAAAAACAAGUACUGCUCUUUUAUGUACUGUAUCUGUUCCAUUAAAAUGUGUCUGGUGUUGUUCCUCUGGUAGCAAGAUGAAGGGAAACUAAACUGAAAUGCACCAUAGGACUUUGUGGGGGUACUGCAGUCUAUGAUUCGUGUUUAUCAAAGUGAAUAUCACUGUUACUCCAAAUGUUUCGCCUUGUUCUGUUUGGAGGCACUAGACUUGCAACGUCGGCUGUCCCGCCGGCCAGUGGGUCAGUCAGUGGGUGGGUGGGUGAGUCAGAGUGUGUGUGGGGGGGGGUGCGUACGCUGCCUCCUCCUCCUGGGCUCCGUUUGACCCUCCCUCAGUCUGGCCAAAAACACAAAAGCAGCUCCUCGAAGACUGGCCAGUCGCAGCUCUCCUCUGGGAGUCCCCCACCCCGACCCCCACCCCGACCCCGUCACCCUGACCCAUCUAUGCCCAUCUCCCAGCUCUUUGGCACAAGGAGCUGGAAGGUGUUUGUGUUCGUUUCGUGUUCUAUGCUUAACUUUUGUCUACAUGCAGUGGUCUACGAAAUACCGGCUGCUGAACUAGCCCCGUUCACUGUUCAUAUGCAGAACACUUUGGUCAGAGGUGCCUCUGUAUGUUCAUCCUGUGUAUUGAAUGCAAAACGAGGAUCAAUACUACAGACCGUUAUUGAUUGUCUAUUUGUUUUUCACUGAUCAUGCUUUUGUGUUUGACAGUAUUCUGUAGAACUUCCAGGUAGUAUCUUGAGAUGUGUGUUAUUAUUGUUUCUAGGAUGAAAAAUGGGUGUCUCAGACACGGGUGUGGGUGUUUGUCGCUCCAAGCUGCUCCACCUGCCCACAGGCUGUCCUCCCUCACUCUUUGCCCAGCUGCUACGCUAUAGCCCCCUGCUCCACCUCUACCAGACCCAGUAGCCCCCCCCCCACCCCCCCCCCCCCCCCCACCCCCCCCACCCCUCACCCCGACCAGGCACCAACGAGCCCUUGAAUCUGUUUCUAUGCAAAAGUCUAGAGCCUGGGGCCCUUUAUAGCACGCCAAACCUGACUCUGGAACAAGCACUCCUCCCAGAGCUUGGCAAACCUUUGUCGCUGCCCCCCCACCACACCCCCCCAUGUGCGCUUCUGUCAGCAGUCCAGAAUGGCUGUGGUUUCUGUAAAGUCAGGCUAAGCCACCAGAACACUGUCCUGUACGAAAGUCCGAACACUUUAUCAAAGGUCGGCCUUUCUCUCUGCGCUGAAGACGCUUCUGUCCGGCUUGAUCUCAGGGUAGGGGAGUUGACCAUAGUAUGAGAUGCAGCUCUCCGUAUCUGUCCUUUCUACUGUGAGAGCGAAGUCUUAAAUUACAAGGCCGUCUGUGCAGCAGAGCUCACGCCUUGAACUUAAACCCAAUUGGAAGAGAAAAGGCUGGAGGUGAAGGUGGCCUGUCACUUCUGUUUAGGGGCUCGUACUUGCAUGGAAACGAUGCCAACUUAUCGUGCCAAUAUAUAGAUUUGCUGUGACUUUUGCAGACAGCACUUCUGUUCCCUGAAUGAAUGAACUUUGAGAACCUUUGCAGAAGGUGCAGCGGGGGACAGGAGGGAUCAAACAAAUGGGCGGCAACAUCACACGCUUAAAUGACUGAGAUUCAGUUUUGUUGUUUUGGUUUUUGUUUUGUUUUUUUUAAUUCAUGCUUUGGUGGGGAAUGCCCCACGCUAAGGAGAAAUCUUCACUCAGUUGGGGGUUCAAGUUUGCUACAGUGCACAGUUGAUGAUGGGUAAUCCCGGGUACGUAUUUUUUUAAAACCAAAAAUGAAAUCGCAUUUUAACGUCAUUUUUAUGAAGUUUGACAUAAAAAUUUUAAAAAAUGCUAAAAAAGCUAAAUGAAAAAAAAACUAUAAUAUGUUAAAGCUCUGCACUUCUAGCUGAAAUGUCUCUGGUCGUCAGCCUCUGCUACCUACAUCUAAAGGAGUGGAGUGGUGGCCAGGGUGCCUUUUUGUGGAUGCUGUAUUUAUCUUUUUAUGUUUGUGUCCUGCUCAAAGCGGGGCCCACUGAACUGUACGUUUCCACAGACCCUGAUGGCUUGGGCCCACUGUAUCAGCCCCACUCACCCCGCUCUGCAUCAGCAGGAGGGGAGGGGCACAUUUCAAGAGGUACAAAGUCUUAAAAUCAUUAAAAUAAAAAAACUGUUGAAAAAUAAACAAAAAAACAAAGAAAACAGGAAAAGGCUACCUUUCAGGACUCGCAGUCCUGCAGCACACAAGCAAAAAUCACUAUUGCCUGUUUCUGUAACUGCCUUGAUCCAAGCUCAGACAGACCCAAUAGCCGAGGACCUCCCAGCAUCCUGUACUAACUGGAGAACCCUAACAGUGAAGGGGGUUUCCCAUGCUGCACCAGCAUCGAGAGGCUCUCCUCUCUACAGCUCUGUUCUAGAUAACAGUAUAUAUGUAUACACUACACACACGCACACACAUGUACAUUUAUACUGUGAGUAUAUUGUGUGGUAUCACCUCUGCAGACUUCUUGGAUCGUAACCGCUGAAAGUUUUCAUUUUUGUUUAGAAUAGUCUUGGUUUGAUACAGCUGAAAAUGAGCAAUAUAUAUAUAUAUAUACACAUAUACAUAUAUAUAUUUUCCCCGCAAAUAAAUGAUAGAAAGGAAGGAAUUUGGGUCGGGUGUAAACUGAUACUUGAUUGACAGAAAGCUGCGUCUUUCUUGUGGAGUUGGAUAUGCACGUUCUGAUUUUGAUGACAUAUUACAGUACUAUGAAGUGCUUGUACUGUCUAUAUGAGUACUUGUUUGUUGAUUAGCCUAUUCAAAAGCCCAAACAGAAUCGACUGGUUAGAUGCAUUGUUUUUACCCAGUUAAUUAAAAAAAAUCAUAAACAUAUCAAAACAAAAUAAAAUAUUGACCACAAAUACUUGAAUCAUCGAGCGCCAAUAACGUAAUGUGAAGACAGUCGUUCUGUUUUUGUUCUCUCCAUCUGACAGGUACACUUGGAGGCUUUAGAGAAUAUCAGAAAUGUACUGCAUUACAGUAACAAACGAAACGUUUGGGUUAAAAAAAAUGCAAAAGUCUUUGUAGAUGUGUGCUUGAAAGUCAGAUGUUUGUAUGAAUGUGUGCACAAGACACUGUUUGUGUGCAGGGCUCACGGCCUGCUGUUCCGUUCCACUCAGUACGAUCGGGUUUAUGUUGGUUUUGGUCUUUGUUGUUGUUUUUUUUUUUUUGUUGCUGUUGUUCUGUCAAACUAUUCUGAUGGACAUUGUUAAUAUCUUCUAACGUUGCACUGAGUGUCUCCUGCCCCUCACUCAGCUAAUCGUAGGUGAACGAGUUCAAGUACAGAGGGGAGAUCAUGACAAUUCAUGUGUACAUGUUUACUCAAGGACUUAAUGGAUUUCUUUUUUUUUUUGUUCUUUUUCAUUUUAUCUGUAAAAAGUUUAUCUACCUUAUAGUGGCUUUUAUGUGAAAUAAUCCAAAACAAGGAUUAUCUUUGAGUAUUGCACCAUUAUGUUUUACUUGUAGAAAAAAACUGAGGUUAAAAAAAAAUUUAAACUUUUAAAACUGUUUAAAAAAAAACAAAAAAAUUCUAUAAAAGGAGAAAAAAACAAAGACCUGUGGCCAUAGAUAGCUGUAGAAGGACUAGUAAUCCUUAUGUUAACUUCAUGGAGAAAUGGAAAGGGAGUUUGUUACAGGACUCAUUUCAGAGGUGCCUAUCUUUUCUGUUUUGCAAAAGCCACCGUCGUUUACAAGCAUUUCAUUUGUGUGACGUUCAAGGAAUUUAUAACAGGAAUGUUGUACAAAAGGUCAUCUUCCAUUAAAUAUGGACAUAAAAUUUUGCAAACUGAAGAUUUAUGCUACUUUCAGAACUCUGGGAUUGAUCAGUGUUGUGUCAUGUUUCCGUUGACAGACUAUUCGUGUUGUGAUGCGUUUUCUUUGUUUUCUAUAAGCGACGCAGUUUGCUCUCGAUCUUGCACACUCAUAGAAGUUGUGGAUUUUGUCUCAGGAAGGCCACGGUUCCAGAUACCAAUUCCAUCAACUCAAGGUUUAAUGUUUGUGUGGGGGAAAAUACUGAAAAUGAAUCUCCAGCAAGGCACUAAUGGUUAUGAGUUCAGCCGAAUCUAGAGAACCAUUGUUUCUUUAAAACAACAAAAUGUUCGUAGCAAGUUACAUAUUUACCAAAUAAGACUGAGAAGAAACGUUGAAGAGUGGAAUGCUUUACAAAUCUAAGUACAAAAUUGCUUUACAUUUAAACAAUGAUGAAUUGUUUGGUUGGCGACAGAGUGUUUGGUGUUUUUAUGUUUUUGUUGUCAAUCAUCUGUCCUCUCUGUUAACACGCGUGCUCCUGUGACAGAUUUUCAGUAGUGGAGAGAUUUCUUAAACAUGUAAAAGAAGGUUUUUCGCAGGCAGGUGGAGGUGGGAGAGUGAAGCUGGUUUUCAAAAGGAUCAUGAUCUAUGCACAAGUGGGAAGGACGAGUCCAAAGCCCGCGAGCCGUUCCGCGGCCGCCUGUCGACUCACACUGGGGUUCAGGGUUCCACGUAGUGUGGUUCUUGUGUUGUCUCUUGCUCAGAUUUCCUCCACUCUACUUUCUUCCCCCUCCUUCUCAUCAUCGUCAUAAUCAUCAUCAUCAUCAUCAUCUGAUGUUUUAGCAAACGUUACAUUGCAUUGUCAUGCUGUGUAAUCCUUAACCAAUGAGCGCUUAUCCUUCUGCUAAAGCACUGUGGGUUGUACUGAAAAAAAAGCCCAUGACUUUUAAGGCUGUCUGUUUUUUAAGGGGAGGGGGGAGGGAGGGGAGGGACUUUGCCUUUGCCUUUCUCUUUACUUUGGAAAAAACAUUAAGGAAAAAUGUCUGUAACUGAAAUACAAAGUUGUGGCUUUUAAUGUUGUUCUUUUUUUCUCCUCAUAGAAUGUGAUUGUUAAGGACAUGCACCGAAAAAAAAUGUUUCCAUGGAUUAUGGAGCUUCUUUCGGACUAUAUUAAUAAAUUACGACUUUUCUUGGCUGUUA
This is a messenger RNA of Betta splendens (Siamese fighting fish), 12433 nucleotides long. RefSeq names its product trinucleotide repeat containing adaptor 6C2 (gene tnrc6c2). Gene Ontology annotation, molecular function: RNA binding; protein binding. NCBI's taxonomy places the organism in Eukaryota, Metazoa, Chordata, Actinopteri, Anabantiformes, Osphronemidae. Bases 180 to 5807 code for a protein of 1875 amino acids. Gene Ontology annotation, biological process: positive regulation of nuclear-transcribed mRNA poly(A) tail shortening; miRNA-mediated post-transcriptional gene silencing. The record is from RefSeq and is a predicted model, not a curated record. Gene Ontology annotation, cellular component: P-body; nucleoplasm. The transcript is spliced from 22 exons.